Molecule: messenger RNA, 4472 nt
Organism: Ictalurus furcatus (blue catfish)
Lineage: Eukaryota; Metazoa; Chordata; Actinopteri; Siluriformes; Ictaluridae
Product: cilia- and flagella-associated protein 57-like
Exons: 23
Coding region: 111-3701 (1196 amino acids)
Molecular function (GO): protein binding
Source: RefSeq, a predicted model, not a curated record
AAUAGCGCACAGCUAAGCUAAUUAUGUUCUAGAACUUUUGGAAAGGAAUUUAAACUUAGACUAUGAUAUCGAGAGCAAACAAGCAACAAACAAACAAGUAAUGAGAAGCAAUGACUUCUAGUGUUAUGCAGAAAGCUUGCACGAACACUGCAAUGGCUUCUGGUGGAUCUUCACCACAAGUCCAGCCUUGCCACAUCUUUGGUGUGUGCAAAGGGGUAAGGAACAACUUACUCUUUCAAGAUGAGGAAACGAUGAUUUUCCCAAGUGGAAACCACUGUGUCCGCUACCACGUCCUUCAGAGACGGACCAAGUUCAUUCACGGUGUGAAGGGAAGCAUGAAGGCCCUGGCUUUAAGCCCCGACCGGCGCUACCUGGCCGUGUCAGAGAGCGAUAAAUGGGGCACCAUCACCAUCUUUGACCUAGAGGAUGAGAAAUGCUGCAAGAAACAGAUUCUGAAUGGCAGCGAUUACAGCGUGCAGGAGUUUGUCUGCAUGGCGUUUUCUGCUGACUCUAAAUACCUGCUGGGCCAGGCUGGAGGACCCACAUGGACCCUCUACUUCUGGCAAUGGCAGGAAAAGGAGCUUAUCGAUUCUGUGAAGACCACGAGGAAUGGCCUUAUUAGUCAGGUAAGCUUUAACCCUCAGGAUGAGAAACAGAUCUGUGUGAGCGGAAAAAGAGCCUUCAAGAUCUUCGAAUUGAAGAAGGCAUCCCUGAGACAGGCCAACUCCUAUAACAUGAAAAACGAGGAUGUCCUGUGCCACACGUGGCUGUCCGGGGACUGCAUCAUUGCGGGAACUGAGGCCGGGAAACUGCUAAAGUUGAAAUCCAGACAACUGCACCAGCUGGGGAGACCAUAUGAGAGACAAACAGAGAAGAAGGAUUCAUCUUCAUCUCCGGACCAACCGGCGUCUGUUACCGCCAUCACGCAGUAUUCUAAAGGCUUUGCCUGUUCAGCUGGACUGGGAUUAGUUUGUCUCUACGAGAUAUCUAAUGAGAACGAUAACUACAGGAAGACUGCGGAAAUAAGCAUUCCUGUGGACCCAUACAGCAGUCAGCCGCUUCAGGCGAUUGCCACGAUGUGCUUUAGUCCAGCAGAGAAGACGCUGGUCAUCAGCACAGACCGAGGCAAACUCUACCGCAUCAGCCUCACCUCGACCGAGAUUAGCGAGAGUAAGAAGGCCCAGUUUGAAUUCCUGUCUCACUCUCUUCACUCGGAGAGCAUCACCGGGAUGUCCAUCUGCACAUCAAAACCCCUCGUCACCACCUGUUCGAAGGACUUCACCGUGCACAUUUGGAACUACAAGAACAACUCUCUGGAGCAGUUUAAGGAGUUUGAUGAAGAGCCGCUCUGCGUGUCGAUGCACCCGAAUGGCCUCUCCAUCCUGGUGGGCUUCUCUAGUGAAAUCCGCCUAAUGCACCUGCAUUAUGACAAAAUCCGCACUGUCCAGAAGUUCCCCACAAAGAACUGCACUGAGUGUGUUUUCAACCACGAUGGCAACAUGUUUGCGGCCGUCAACAAAAAAGUGAUACACGUUUACAACAUCAGAACAGGCAAAAAACUGGACCUGAACGCCCACCUUAAGAAGGUGCAGUCGGUGAAGUGGCGGGAAGAUGACCUUCAUCUGGUGUCAUGUGGGAUGGAUGGCAUUGUGUGCACGUGGGACGUUCUGACUGGCAGUUACAAGACAAGCAAAGAGACUGAUUGUGGCUAUACAGAUAUGAUCUUCACACCUAACACCGGGAGCGUCCUCGCUGUAGACAGAUGCAGUCUUAAGGAGAUCCAUGAUGGAAGUAUCCUAAGGCAAAUGGCCUCAGAUGGUGUGGACUACACAGCCAUCUCCAUGACUCGUUCAGGCCAAACAAUCUUCAUUGGAACCGCCGUUGGUAAUGUCGGGGUCAUCGAAUAUCCUUUUGGAAAGGAAAAAACCUGGACAGAACUUCAGGCCCAUUCUGGUCCCAUCACCAAAAUGGUCGUCACGCCUGGUGAUCAGUAUCUUCUGACGGCCUCAGAGGACGGCUCCCUCCUCAUCUGGACAAUCACUGACCCAGAGGGAAAAACGCUGAAGUGGAUCAAAGAAAUGGAGCAUGCUGAUGAGGUCCUCUGUACAAAGGAGGAACUCGAGGAAAAGGACCAGACUAUAUGUGAGCUCACGUCCCACACCGAGUGGCUGAAGUUGGAUCUGCAAUGCAAGCUGAAUUGGAAGGAUAUGGAAUACACCAUGAAGAUGAAAAGUUUUUUUCAGGGUUAUCGCCAGCAGAUGAAAGCUUUGAAAGACCAAAUUCAGGUGCUGAACACUGAGAGGGAGGACCAGAAAGAUUCUCACCAGAAGGCGCUGACCAAGUUGAAGGAAGAACACGCCAAGGAGCUGGAGGAUCAAAAGCAAAGCCGCAUCGAGGGCCUGCUUGACCAGGACGAGCUGUACCAUGAGCUGCAGCAGAAAAUGCAGAUGAUGGAGAAGAACCAUGCGAAGAAGCUGCGCAAUACUGAGGACAGCCACCUCUGUGCCAUGGAGCACAUGAAACAGGCCUAUGAAGCCAAGCUGCAGGAGCUACGGGCCAAGUUGGAGCAGGAAGCGAAGAACUUUGAGGAGAAGCAGGUAAGGAUUAAGGAGGUGGCUGAAUCUGAGGUCAUGGAACUCUGCCGCAACUACGAACACGAUCUCCAGUCGGAGAAGGACAUCAGGCUGAAGGCUGAGCAUGAAUUGAAACUCAUGGAGAAAAAUAUAUCACGGUACUUGAAAAUGAAGCGCAUGAUGGAAGAUCAGGAAGACACGAUCCGUCAGCUGAAGGAGAACAUGCAGAAACUGAAGGACCAACUCGAUGAUGCGACAGAACGCAUCGAGGCUUUGAAUAAGAAGAAGGAGGAGAAAAACAAGACCAUUGAUGACCAGAUAUGCUUCAUUGAAGAACUCCAGCACAUGCUUCAAAACGAGGACAUGAGCUUGGAAGACAAGCAGGAAGAACUGGUCCAGAUGAUCUUCUGGCAUAAAAAGGGUGAAGAGAAAAAGAGCUACAAAGAAAGGAGCAAAAUCCAACGACUUGAGAAAGAAAUACAGGAGAAGAAAGAAAUGUUAGACGAGGCUGCUGCCGAGCUGGUGCUAAACAACAGGAAGAAUGAGGAUAUCAUCUAUGACCUGAAGGAGAAGCUGAAAUCAAACAACACAGAAUUGUUCACAGAGAGACAGCGGGUCAGAAACAUCAAUAUGGUGGUGCAAAAGAUGAAGGAUGACAUCCGCAGCUGCGCACGAUUCAUCCAGGAGCCGAUGAAGCUGAAGCAGAACUUCAUAGAGCUCCAUACACGCCAUAUACAUACACAAGAUGGGACAAUCAGAGUGAAUGCUGAGGUCACGGAAGAGGAAACCAGGUACUUGAAAGACUUCCACACGAUCUUGGCGCAAGAGAAGGCAAAGCAUGUUAGAGAUAUGAAGCUUGAGAAAGAUAGAUACUCCAAGUUGGUGAAGGAGCGUGGCUUUCUGAUUAAUCAGCUCUAUGAGCAGAAAUUAAUGCACGAGCAACUACUGAACAGCCUCAAAAGGAAGAAUGUGCAGUGUGACGACACAGCAUCCUCUGUGAUCCCACCGGGAGAGUCCAGGCUUCAGUUGCCAGUAAACCAGAGGCUAACAAGGAAUCCCCUGAAUAUGAGACGAGGCCAAGUUUUUGCAUCGGACCAUGUCAGAUUUCCACCCAUUAACACCACAUAGAAGACCAGAUGAUCGCCAGGGAGGUGUCUAGUACUUGGAUAUACAGUAGUCUAGUGUGGGGACGCGUGCAAGCCGAGAUCUGACAGUGAUAGAGUGCCUAAUGAGUACCUCCUUGUUUUACUUGGGCAAGCAGUAGGGUUUGGACACUGAGCGUUGGGAACAGGAACAGGGGCGGGGGCGGGGAGGAGAUAUCAGGAGGACUUCCCUAAAUGCAGUGAGUCGUAAUGACCCGGCAUUCCUUGAUGGCAUCAACUCCAGAGUCCAGCAGUGUGGCUCAGGAGAGCUCCGCUAAAGGGGCGUAAGUCGUAGUCUCCGAGGACUCACAGAAGAUAAAUACAGAGGCAUUAGGCGUACUGUUGGCUGUCCUUAUUCUCCAGUCUUACUAACUAGUGGUGCUACUAGCCAGUACAGGCCAGCCAUUGGAGAGACUGUGAAAAACCACUGCGGGGGAGUAAUGUUCUAGGCUUGAUAAAGCUUAUAGCUCAGGUGGGUGUGAGGGGAAACUGGAGUGAACCGCAGGCUCGUACCAGACAUUGAUAACAAAGAUUGCCGUGGAUGGUUCCACAUGGACACCAUUUCACUUCUACUCAGUGAGACGGUGGACAGAACAACAAGGGUAAUGGAUGUACAUACGGUGCAGCGCAAGGUGAAUUAGAGAAAAAUAAAGAUUUUGUGGGAGGUCUCUGCAUUAGAGGAUAUCCAGGUAUUUGACACUACCCUUGGCCAUCAGAAGGUGAUGGAAAUAAUAUAGAAAUAAAUGAAAUCAACAGA